GACGUCAUCACGCAGCUGUUCCCCCGUCAAGUGGAGCCGGCGCGGGACCGUGUCGUUUGCCUUCCUUGGGGGUGGAGGCGACGCAGAGGAACAAUAUUUUCUUCUGCGGCCCCCAGCCCUCAAGUGACUGACGCAUGAGACUCCUGGCUGCGGUGAUGUCACGGGUGAGGUGCUGUGGCCGCCCAACAGGAAUCGAGCAUGCAGCCAAAGCGGUGGAGCCAGCAGAAAAGGGGACGGAAGUGAAAUCUAAAGAUAAAACCAUUUCGGCUUUAAUGGAAGCCAACAAUCUGACACUGGAGGAGAAGAAAAUUCUGAAAAGACACACAGAAGCCUGUCUGGCAGGCAAGGACACGUACGUGGACCCCGUGUCCGGCUACUCCGUGUUCACGAGCCGCUCUCACUCGCUGCGCGGGAAGUGCUGUGGCUCGGCCUGCAGUGCCCCUUUGAGCAGGUGAAUGUCAAGGACCAGCAGAAGAAGAAGACCUACAACGGCUACUUCUACACAUGACGACUAGAAGAUUGCGGAUUACAGUCACCUUCACCAAGGCUGCUGGCAGGCGGGGAUGGUCUUGUGCGUGGGCGGCUGCUCUGUGGAGCUGCUGCGGUGUCCAGAGGCACACGCUGAUUCAAGUGUCCACAGGGUUAAUGUUGAAGUUGUGGCCUAAUUACGUGCGUGGAGAUGUACCAUCUAGUAUUGCGUAAGUUAUCCUAGGGGGUUCAAUAUGUUUUUUGUUUCACCAGGGUGAGAACUUAAGAGGCCAGGAGCGAGUUGCGUUUUGCAAGGGUGAGCUCGGUUGCCAAAGUUGCAAACGCAGAACAAUAAAGAGCAUAGUGCAACAAUGAAACCAGUCGAUAUCAUAGCGAACUCAAGAAAAUGUGAAUAAGAGUAAAAAGAAGCAAAUAUGAAUCACUACGGCCAAGAUAACCGCGUAACGGAAGCGAUUGAGAGCGGUGCGUAUGAAAGCUUGCGUUGGUGAUGUCUCUCCUCUGGCUACUGCUGGUGGGAGGUCCACGCAGCGUUGUGCGAUUCCCACUUCGUGGAAAGGGUGCUAUACAGAUCCAAUAUAGAACAGAAUUAUUACGGCGUGUGAGCCUAUUAUUACCAAAUCAAAAAAUGUGUGUAUCGAGUACGUGCGUGUACUGAUUUUGGUGAUUAAACAUUGUAAAACUAUUCGUGCGUUUUUGUGAUUUCGAUAAUAAAGAGAAAAUGUCGAAACGGCUCUGAUCGAAACCAACGUGGUUUGUGUGCUGCUGUGUGGGCCUUCAUCCCAAGCAGUGGCGGCUCCUGCAAAAUCUCUCAGGGGGGGCAAAUGUCUGGAUGAUUGAUAAGGAUAAGGUCCACCCAUGCAAUGGAUAAAUUAACAGCUUAAGCAUGUAAAGGCAACUUCACUACUUUAAUAUUAAUGAAAAAUAAAGUGACUCUUACAAUACAUCUCCUUGUUUGUUUCUAUACUCACUAUUAUUACAAUCCACUCAGUUUCUUUUAUUAAAGAUUCCACUAGGUGGCGUCAAAUAAUAUUGUUGACUGAAACGUGCUUACGUAUGAUGACGUAAGCACGUUAGGGCGAGC
Molecule: messenger RNA, 1570 nt
Organism: Lethenteron reissneri (Far Eastern brook lamprey)
Lineage: Eukaryota; Metazoa; Chordata; Hyperoartia; Petromyzontiformes; Petromyzontidae
Gene: C27H1orf53
Product: chromosome 27 C1orf53 homolog
Source: RefSeq, a predicted model, not a curated record